AUGGACGUGAUAUUCGAGCCAUCAUGCGGGAAGAAGCCGUUCACCGUCGAAGUGGGCUUCUUCGACACCGUUUUGGAGAUCAAAGAGAAGAUCCAGAAAUACCAGAGCAUCCCCGUCGCCACCCAAACCCUAGUCUUCAACGGCCGCGUUCUCCCCGACGAAAACGACGUCGGCCUGUGCGAAAUCCUCCAGUUCUCCCGCGUCCGUCUCGUGCUUACGACGCCGUCGUCGCCGCCGCCCUCCGAACCGAAAAAGAAACCAAGGAUCGCAUCCGCAGACGACGAAGACGAAGAAGAGAAGGAGAUGAAAAUACAGCUGCUUCUGAGAAUGCCGGAGGCGGGGGUGUCGGUGGAGAUGGACCCGAACGACAUCGUUAUGCGGCUGAAGGAAAAGAUUCAGGAGAUCGAAGGCGUCCCGGUCUACCGCCUGGCGCUGCACGCCAAGGGAAAGGAAUUGGACGACCACCUGAGUCUGCGGGAGUGCGAGCUUUCUCAGCAUUCGGAGAUUGACGUGGGCCUAAUCAAUAAGGAGAAGGGGAUGAAGACGGUGACGAUGAUGAAGAUGAAGAUGAAGGUGAUGGUGCAACCGAGGUGCGGGAGCAGGAAGAUAGCGGUGGAGGUGAGCGCAGGGGACAGCGUGGGGGAGCUGAGGAACGAGUUGCAGCGGCUGCAGAGCAGUCUCCAGUUUCAUCUGCCCGCGGAGGGGUAUUUCUUUAUACACAAUCAGAAUGUGAUGGAUGAGGACCGGUCGUUCCGGUGGCACCGCGUCGCUCCCGGCGACACCAUUGAGAUUUUCAAUGGCACCGUCACCGCCGGAUCCUAGCCAUGCAUGCAUGCAUGCCUACUGCCUUUGAUCUUAUAAUGCCGAGAUUAAUUUUCUUUUUUUACUUUUUUUUUUUUUUUUUGUUUAUUUAAGAUUGACGUCCCUGGUUAUGUUCUCCUUGUUGCCCCUGGUGUGGCUGUUCCUAGUGAUUUCGACAAGACCUUGCUAGUACAAUAGUAUGGACCCCACAUUAUUGUAUCCGAAGAAACCCUACCAUAUGGGUCCAUGUCAUCGAGGGCACGUGACACGGCAUAACUCAUGCGGUUAAGAUAAUGUAUGAUCAAUACUAAUCUUACAUUUUUUGCAAGAUGCUAUUUCGAUACCUCGAACUCGUGACUUCUAGGUCACACGGU
Molecule: messenger RNA, 1175 nt
Organism: Malania oleifera
Lineage: Eukaryota; Viridiplantae; Streptophyta; Magnoliopsida; Santalales; Ximeniaceae
Product: ubiquitin domain-containing protein 7SL RNA1-like
Exons: 1
Coding region: 1-822 (273 amino acids)
Biological process (GO): proteasome-mediated ubiquitin-dependent protein catabolic process
Cellular component (GO): nucleoplasm; cytosol
Molecular function (GO): proteasome binding; ubiquitin binding; polyubiquitin modification-dependent protein binding
Source: RefSeq, a predicted model, not a curated record